UAGAACCCGGGGCUACUUCACCCUGUACCCUCCAGUGGGUCUUGGCUUCCCACGGUAUUCUAGGCUGCCCGCUGUGUGAUGACUGAUGCCCUCCAGGCCAGGCGACACAGGGUGGGGCGAAAGGGCCUCCAGGGAGCAGAAAGGAAAGCGAAAGUUCCUACCCAGACUUUCGCUUUCGCCGCCUCCGCGCUGUCCAGGUGGCCCCCGCGCGCGAUCCCUUGUCGCCCUGGGGUUCGGCCACCCUCGCGCCCCAGACCUGGUCCCCGGAGCACAGCGUUCCCCUAUGGCCGGCGACCCCUGGCGGAGGGACAAAGGGAAGGUCUCCGACCGCAGACGAUCCAUGGAGGGGGCCGGGGGUCCCCUGCGCCUCCGAGAAUGGCUGGUGGCGCAGAUCGAGAGCGGGCGCUAUGCGGGGCUGCGCUGGGAGGACGCAGGCAAGACCCUCUUCCGCAUCCCCUGGAAGCACGCAGCCAAGCAGGGUUACCAGGUGCGGCAGGACGCUGCGCUCUUCAGGGCCUGGGCCAUAUACAAGGGCAAGCACCUAGAGGGCAUUGACAAGGAGGAUCCCUCUACUUGGAAGACACGGCUUCGCUGUGCCCUCAACAAGAGUGCUGACUUCUGUGAAGUACGUGAGCGCAGCCAGCUGGACAUCUCCAACCCCUACAAGGUCUACCGGCUCCUGUCUGAUGGUGCCCACGACCCAGUUACCAGGGCUUGUGCCCCCGGUAAAGAGGAGGGCAUUCUUCAGAGCCAGCAGAAGCCCCCUGGAGGAGUGACAGAGCCAGCCUGCAGGACAGAAGAGCAGGAUGUAUCCGGAUUAGUCACAGAGGAUAAAGACAAGGAGCAGCCCUCCAGGCUAGCCCAGCAGGACUCCCUGCUCCCAAGCCCUUUGGCUGACCACAGCUACCAGGCACAGAAUCCUGCUCACCCCUGGGGCACUUUGCCCUCUGAGAAUUUCAGCAACCCUGCAGAUUGCUGGCUGCACGUGCGACUCUUCUACCGCGCGGAGCUGGUGCGCGAAGCCACAGCGCUGGCGGCCGAGGGCUGCCGCCUGAGCCCGCGCGCGGCCGCCGCGGCCGCCGAGCGACUGCUGGGGCCGCCGCCGAGGGUGGCGCAGGUUCGUUUCCCGGAGCCGCCGGCCAGCGCCCACGUGCUGCGGCGCCUGCUGCCGCACCUGGAACGCGGCGUGCUGCUGUGGGUGGCGCCCGAGGGCGUCUUCGCCAAGCGCCUGUGCCAGGGCCGCGUGUACUGGCGCGGCCCGCUUGCCCCGCACCGCGCGCGGCCCAACAAGCUGGAGCGCGAGCGCACCUGUCAGCUGCUCGACACGCGCCGCUUCCUCGCGGAACUGCGAGCCCAUCUGCAGGAUGGUCACCCGGAGCCCGAGUACCAGAUCCGGCUGUGCUUUGGUGAGGAGUACCCGGGGCCCCCGGACCAGCCCGAGGAGCGGCUCAUUAUGGCCCAUGUGGAGCCAGUCUUCGCCAGGGAGCUCCUCCUGCACUCGAAGAUCCACGGCCAGAUGCCCAGGUGUCAGGUUCCCAGCGGAGCAUCCCCGACAGCAUCACUCACCUGCUGACACAGCUGAGUCAGCCCUAAGCAGCGUCUUC
Messenger RNA from Cervus elaphus (red deer), 1604 nucleotides. Its product is annotated as interferon regulatory factor 4-like. Gene Ontology annotation, molecular function: protein binding; DNA-binding transcription factor activity, RNA polymerase II-specific; RNA polymerase II cis-regulatory region sequence-specific DNA binding. Gene Ontology annotation, cellular component: nucleus. Gene Ontology annotation, biological process: immune system process; regulation of transcription by RNA polymerase II. Bases 86 to 1573 code for a protein of 495 amino acids. The transcript has 8 exons. The record is from RefSeq and is a predicted model, not a curated record. Lineage: Eukaryota; Metazoa; Chordata; Mammalia; Artiodactyla; Cervidae.